UCUUGCAGUCUGAAACUUCCGUCGGCUUGAUUCGGAUGACGCCUUUCGUGCAAGAUUUCUCAGAAAAUGUCUGAGACUAAGCAUAACCAGCCCGACCAGUAUAGGGGCUGGCUUUAUAAGUGGACGAACUAUAUCAAAGGGUACCAAAAGAGAUGGUUUGUUCUCCAGAAUGGCCUCCUUUCGUACUACCGAAACAUGGCUGAGAUGGCCCAUACCUGCCGCGGGACAAUCAACCUUGCCAAUGCCAUUAUUCACACAGAAGACUCAACUAAUUUUGUAAUUUCCAACGGAGGGACCCAGAGCUUCCAUUUAAAGGCCAGUUCCGAGGUGGACAGACAGAAAUGGGUGACAGCACUGGAAUUAGCAAAGGCCAAGGCUAUCAAUUUGAUGGAAUCAGUCCUUGGAGUUGAGGAUUAUGGGAGCUGGCUGGUUUUGGGAAAUGGUGCAUGUUCAUAUGAAGAAGACGAAGAAACACACAGUCAACCGGACAAGAAUGAACUCCAGAACACACUACGAACACUCACGUCUAAAUUAGAGGAUUUAAACACAUGCAAUGAACUUAUCGUGAAACAUGGCGCUGCUCUCCAAAGGUCACUGAGCGAGCUGGAGCAACUGGACAACCCAUCUGAUGCUUCAUCUAAAAUCAAGUCCAUUAAUGAACGUGCUACACUAUUUAGAAUUACUUCCAAUGCUAUGAUAAAUGCCUGUGCUGAAUACCUUGACCAUGCCCAAGCUCAAGGCAAACGAUGGCAGAAGACGCUGCAAUACGAACAUGAGCAAAGGUUAAGACUGGAGGAGAUGGUCGAGCAGCUCGCUCGGCAGCAUUCUUCCUUUGAAAAACAGGCCCGCAAGUCCUUGGCUGCAGCAUCUGUGGGCAAGAUGGAGGGAAGUCACGCCCAGGGAUUAUUACAAGUUAUAGCAGGGGGUCCACCCCUAUCGGAAGAUGAAGAUGAUGAUUUUUAUGAUGCGUUGGAACAUAAUGACAUGGAAGAAAUCAAGGUGACUCUUCCUGAAAAGAAAAAAACACACAAGCGAACGGGCAGUGGUGUGAGUAUAGAUAGUUUAGGAAGGAACCUGGGUCAGAUUGACGACUAUGAUAGUAGCGAAACAGAUUCAGAAGCGGUGGAGGCCAGAGUGAUCAUGAGUAAGAAGAGAAGUAGUGCCAAGUCGAGGGACUCUGCUAAAUCCCAAAUAAGGACACCUAGCCAAGAUAGUGACAAGUUUAAAGGAGAGAAAGGUUCAGAAAGUAGUGGCUCAGGAACACCUUCGACUGUUAGUAAAUUCGGCAACCAGCCAAAACGAAAACGAAGGACGACGAUCAUGGAGAAACCUAACUAUAGUAUUAAUCUGUGGAGUAUUAUGAAGAAUUGUAUAGGCAAAGAUCUCUCAAAGAUUCCUAUGCCUGUUAACUUCAGUGAACCCUUGUCCAUGCUCCAGCGGUUGACUGAGGACUUUGAAUAUUCGGAAUGCUUGGAUAGAGCAGCCCAAUGUGAAGAUGACUGCGAACAGCUUGCCUACGUCGCUGCAUUUACGAUAUCAUCCUAUUCUACCACCACGCAGAGGACUGGCAAACCAUUUAAUCCACUGUUAGGUGAAACGUUUGAAUGUGAUAGGACAGAUGACUUUGGCUGGCGAGCGCUUGCUGAACAGGUCAGUCACCAUCCACCAAUGGCUGCCCAGUACACUGAGGGUAGAGGUUGGACUUGUUGGCAGGAAUUCACAAUGUCUAGCAAAUUUAGAGGGAAAUAUUUACAAAUUAUUCCUUUAGGAAUUGCUCAUCUAGUCUUCAAGAAAACUGGCAACCACUACACGUGGAGGAAGGUGACAACAACAGUUCAUAACAUCAUUGUUGGCCGACUGUGGGUUGAUAACCAUGGAGAGAUGGACAUUCUCAACCAUAAAACGGGUGAUAACUGCCACCUCAAGUAUUGUGCUUACAGUUACUUCUCAAGAGAAACACCCAGAAAGGUAACUGGUGUGAUCACAGACCCCAAUGGUACUGCUCGAUAUGUGCUGAACGGAACGUGGGAUGUUCAGAUGGAAGGUGCUCCAAUCGUUAAUAGCACCGAGUCCAACAAAGGCAAGCCAGUCUUUGAAACCGGCCCUAGUAAACUUCUCUGGAAGAGAAGGAUGCUACCGCCUGGAAGUGAGAAGAUAUAUUUCUUCACCUCGCUCGCCGUACAAUUGAAUGAACCAGAAGACGGCGUGGCCCCAACUGACUGCCGCCUCCGGCCUGACCAGAGGAUGAUGGAAGAUGGCCAAUGGGAGGAGGCCAAUAAGGAGAAAGUUCGCCUCGAGGAGAAGCAGCGCGCUAUGCGGAGGAAGCGUGAGCAGGAGGCAGAGAAAUCGGCUGCAGAAGGGAAGUACUGUGAAAGUUACGAACCCAAAUGGUUUACCCAGCAGAAAGAUCCACAGACUGGCAACAUGAUCCACAUGUAUCAAGGCAAUUACUGGGACUGCAAGAGCCGUGCAGAUUGGAACUCAUGUCCGGAUAUAUUUUGAUCGGCACUGCCAAGUUCCAUUGGUUAGAGUGCCAUUAAACCUGUGAUUUAAAUUGGUGCAUUAUUUUUUUCCUAUUUUGUCCUAUGUGUAUAUGAUGAACCAAGAUGGGCAAGUUGCAUUUUGUAAAACUGCAUGCUGUGGCAGGAAGUUGAAUGAGAAGACCCUUUAUGGUGGUGGCUUAAUAAGCCUGACUAUAUAAAUCGAGUGGGUAGUGAUGUACAACCAGGUGGCUUUACAAGUGCAGGUGUGGGUGUUAGAGCGAGCCUUUCGCAGUGCCACAUUAGUUUUUGAUACAAGCUUCAUACUGUGGCUGAUGAAUAAGAACUGGUUUGGUUUGGAAAAGAUUUGUUCCCUCAAGACCUUGAUGAAAACAAAGUUGUAUCUACUUGUGCUACUGAAAAAAAUCGCUCAAUUCUUUUAACAAGUGGAUGAAAGUCUUGUGAUACCAUUUAAUUAUUAAUUAGGGAGCCAAAUAAACCUUAUUAAUCUCCAGUUAAUGCCCUUUCAUAGCUGCCCAUUAGAACCAACAUGGCUUGUAUCAAAACACUAAGAACUUAUUUGUGAUGAAGAUGUUCUCUGAUUACAUUAUCUUUAGAGUAUCAACAUUUGAACUACUCCAAUACAAACUACGCUUGUGGACUACCGGAUGGGGGUGAUUUCAGUAGUCGUUGUCAUAAUUGCAGAGUAGUAAAUUUUGCCUUCAGUUACCUUUCCCUCUUCUCUCCUGUAGCCAUUGUUUUUUGCCGAAACCGUUUCCAGUUACCCUUUAUAUCUUGCACUCAAAUUAAAAGAUAGAGUGACUCAACCACUUUCUUGAUUACUUUACAGACAGUGGCCCGGAACUGGCCAAUAGUGGUUACACACUGGCCACCUGGCAGGAGCUUUACGUAGGGACAAUGUAUAAAACAAAAGUUGGUCGUCGAUUUUCAAACAUGGAUUAUUUUAUUGAAUUAAAUCUGCUUGUCCAUACUAACAAUCAAAUUUGUGUAAUUUAUGACUGAAACAGACAACUCAUAUGAAAAACCAACUGUUAGAAAAAAAUUUGCGUCAUUAAAACACUAAAACUUAUUCCUAGCCGAAGACCAAAAUCCAAGUCCAAAAUUCUGGUCAAGGAUUACAAAAAUAAAAUCGUUUACAAUUAGGCCCCCGGCAGCAGGUGCCUCAGUGCCACCAAGCAGGGCCUAAUGGUAUUAGGCUAACUUCAAGAGGCUAUUUUCUUGGCCUCUACCAAUGAUUAGGCACACAUUUCUUCACAUUCUGACCGCUUAUGAGGUCAUUGGGGGAACUUUAAAUGGGAGAAAAGGGGAAAAUCUACUAUAGGUAGAAUCACUCCUCUGCAAUUGUACCCCCGUCCAGUAGUCCACAGUGCUCAUUAAAUAUGUGGAGAGCAUGGUUGCACAGUGAAAAAUCGUCCGAUUUGUGAUUGGAUUGUCAUGAAUUUGAGACACCCUGAUUCUACUUGGGAUGAAAAUCAUUUGGAUUCAUAAUUGUGUAUCAUAAUUCUAGUAAUUAUUGCAGUUUAAAUUGCACUUUGUUUAAUUAGGAACAAACGCUAUCGAUCAAUUGGUAAAUCAAUAUCCAAAGCUGUUAAAUUGAUAAGGUAUUUAAAUAGAUUGAUCUGGAUUGUAAUUACACAAGAUGAGACUUUGUCGUAGAAUUGGUCUAAAAUCAAUGCAAUCCCAGAAUAAUUCUUAUAAUCAGCAUUAAAUUCACACCUCACGGUACUAUUUUAGGGCUUUCUGGUUGAUAGAUAUUCUUUUAACCAUAAUCAUUGUGCUAGGUUUUUUCUGGAAUGUGUUUGGUUGACUUUCAAUAGCUAUUGUUCCGCUACCAAAAAUGUACAUUUGUACCUGGAUAUAUGUGCAAUUUAGCUGAUUUGUACUAACUCACAACAUUAUCUGUGGGCCGGUAUUCACAAAUAGAACUCGAUGGGUCGGAUAACAAACCUCUUCCUCAGUAGGACACAUGUUCAAACUAAAGAUAUUACAAUUCUGAGGAACUCACCAAAAGUGCCCCACAAACAUGCGAUUUAAAUCCCUGCGAUCACAUGCAACAAAAUUGCUUGUUUGCGGUGGUUAUUGCAGCUGUCUGCAACAAGCGGUCUGCCAUCAAUAUCAAACUCCGCAAUUGUCAGUUUUGUCUGCAGACAAGUCUGGCGAACAAUAAUGUGCUUUUCCCGCCUUAUUUACCAUGAGGUAAUUUUGGGUUGGUAUUUGUAUAGCUUUUUGCAGGUUGUGGCUUCUUAUGAUGUAGAUAUUAUCUCAUUGAGAGUUGAAUGGACUCAAUUUGUACAAAGAAAUCUACCAUGUGAUGUUGAAAUGUAAUGUCAUUGGAUCUCUCAUGUUAUAUCACAUGGGGAAACAAAUUUUAUAUAUAUCCGAAUUUUUAGUUUCACAAAAUUCAGAUCUAUGCAAAAUUAAUUUUCCCAAGAAUUCUUCCAGUUGAUUCUGAGAAUCUAUCACGGUUUCUAUGAAAUAUUCAUGUAUUAUAAACAGCACAGGAGCUUUUGUAUACUACUCAUAUGGCCAUUUUCUGGUUGUUCACUAUAGAGGAUUGCCUUGUCGCCAUUAACGAAAUGUGUCGCUACAGAGCUUAAUUGUGUAAGUACCAGCACGGAUAUUUUGCUGCACCGUUCUAUGUGAAAAAUUGCGAAGGAAGCAUUUGGCUUCAGGUGGUACUGGUAUUCUAAAAAUUCAAUAUCAAAGUUGCCAUGAUUUAUUUGUGAAACAUGCCCACUGACUAAAAUGAUUAAAUGUUGGCUCCAAGUGAGCUGACGUAUUUGCUUUUAGCAAACAUUGUCAUUAAUUUCAUGCUAUCAUUAUUAUCACCACAGCAGUUGGUUGGUAGAAUUUGCUUCUAUUUGGGUUUACUGGUCCUAUGCUUAGAGGUAUCCACAUUUUCAAUAGCUUAUGUAGAUGUCACUAUUAAUCGACUGAAUGUUAAGAUGUGUAUUCAUGGCCUAUUUGGUCAAACUGUGGAAUAAAUUCACGAGGAGAGGUUGCUCUACUCCACUGACAUAAAGUUUUUAUAAUCUUUCGUAUCACACUGGAUGAAGUAUCCUACAAUGUAUACAUUCAGUCUGCUUGGUGUCGUGUAUAAAGUCGGGAGAAUCUUCAUCAUUUAGACAAAAUAGAAAUUAAUGGUGUUUGUGCACUGUACAAAGUAAUAAGCUUUCUUCAGCUCUCUAAUUUUUUCAUCACUUCUUUACCAUAUAUCAUGUAAAACCUUAAAUUUUUGUUACAAAUUUAUUUGGAAUGGUAAUGGCAAAAUAAAGCAAGGCAAAAAUGUACAUUUUUACAAAAUGUAAGUAAAGGUAUUAGCAUGAUGAGAAGUGGUAUAGGAUGGUUUCAUCUACAGGUGAUAAAUUUUAUCUUUGCGUGGAAGGGUACAUUUUUUUCUGUCUGUGGGAGAUGGACUGGAUGAACAGUUCUAGUAUGUUAUUGUUUUGUGGAAAUGAUCUUGGGUUGGUUGAGUCAUUCGUGAAUCAAUAUUGGCAGUCUUCCAAGUUCAUCCACCUAAUAAGGCUAUUGUUAGAAUCCAAGCGAGUGUCUUUACAGAUUCCUUUCAUAAUUUGUAGUUGUAUCCUCAAUUCUACUCUAGAAAUUAAGGUUGCUAAACUGAUAUCCGUAUUUCCCUUAUAAUCAAAUCCUCAGCAGAAUUAUAAAAGUUCUAGGACAAAGUUUAGUUACAAGUACUGUUCCACCUCAAUUGUGACUCAACCUAUAUGAUACAUUUGGUCAUUUUGACACUGCUGUUCGAGCCCAGCUCUUGUCUUGAAAAUAACUCCUGUUUUAUAAUCUGUAUCUUUUGUGAGGAACAUGCAAAUAACAUUGCCGUCCAUAGCCUAGUCUUCACCUUUGUGUAUGUUUUACAGUGUACUAAAGAUGCACUGACCUUGGGUGAUAUGAAUAAAGACCAAUAAAUGCUUUUAUUGAACAUCUCAUGUGCAUUUACACGACGGAAUAUCUUUCUGUACUAAACAGAGUCUUUAUUCAUAUCACUGUUUCGCAUGCGCUUUAUAAUCUUGGGUGGAAACUGAUGAGUGUUGGAAAACAUGAAACUGUCCUAGAUUUCAGGAUGAAAGUGGAGACGUUUUUCAAAACGCCUGAGGAAUCUUAAAAAUCCUUAAAACCUGAAAAAAAGAGUGUCAUCCAUUUCUUUGUAUUGUUAAGUAUGUAGUGGUACGACUAGUCAUUUAUGUGGUCUUGACUAGACUGGUUUCUAAUUGAGUAUGCACGGGCAUGUCUCCCUGUGUGAAGGAAUAGUUUCCCCUGGAUGUACUGGGAUUAGCAUAAUGUGCUGUCUUAGAGGUUUCACUGUAUGACUGCUUUGUAGAAUAUCUUAUAGACUGUAAAGGUAUAGACAUUAGGCAAAUUAUUGGAGGUGGAUGCUGCAAGACUAUUUCCUAGGUUAUUGUGGUGGUUGACUAUUGCCUUGCAGGCCCCAGUUCUUUCAUUAGAGAGUUGGGUGGUAGACUUUGAAUUGCCUUGAUAUAAUUUGUACUGCUGUCAACGUGGAAAGCAGUGGACUGUGAAAUUCUCCACAUCAAUUUCCCUUCAUUACAUGUUAAAAUUAACAUUGAAAUGUUAAUUUUUUUAAAGCUCAGUGUUUGUUAUCAAGAAUAAGUAACGACUGUCUUGAUGUUACCUUGUAUGUAUGUACAGAAUAUCCUCACUAUGCGCUCCUGGUUGUUUUCUAUAGCACCCCAUAGUGCAGUUAAGUUUUGCACUCAUCUUGGCCAGAUUCACACUAAUGAGGAUUUGAGUUGGAGGCUUUUGUCCCCAAACUCCAAAUUGAAGUGUAAGUGUAGCCGUUUGACAGUUAUAAUCAAUCAAGGAAGUUUGUUUCAAAAUGUGAAGGAAUCAAUUGUUGAACCUUAUGAAAGGCCUGUAUAGUCAUGUGGUGGCGAUCACUUCAUAAGUUCUUAGCCUGUAGACUACUCGGCCGUUCGAACCGUUCCAUAUCGGGGCCUUUUUGGUAUUAGUGCAUCCGGCAAAACCUCCGUCUUCGCUGCCACCUCAGUUGGUGGGUAGCAGGCGACAUACUAUUCAGCAGUAGAGCUGAGCCAGAUCAUACCAAACGAGACACACAAAGGUCUAUUAUAGCGACCACUGAAGCGGUCGGCGGUAAACACGGAUAUUUGAUUGCGACCGCUAGAGCGGUCGGUCUCAAUCCUCAAUUGGCAUGCCACGGUGUGGAAGAUGAGUGGUUGUGCCCGCUGAUGUCACGGAUGUCACAAUCCUCUUUCGACUUCUAUGCCAAGCUGUUUGCUCACUGUGUGACAAGUCAUUAUCGUGCGGCCAAUAAGCAUGAUUUGUAUUCUUUGUUGACAAAUUGUAUGUCCCCCAAUUUCAGUUCAUCAUAGAACAUGGUGGCAGCUGGCAAGCUGAUUGUCAAGCAUGUCACCAUAUUUUCAUUCAUCAAAAAUGUUUGCAAUAAGAUGAAUAGCAUUUUGGAGCAAAGUUUUGUAUGAGUGUUUUACUGAGGACACCCUGUAAAGAGAAUUGUGACCCUAGAUUGCAAAAUGAGCCACAGUGACCAGAAAAUGCAAAUUGAGCAUUUUUGCAGUUAAAUUGUAAAUUUGACGGCAAAAAGAAAUGGUGCAGAGUUAUGUAUAUUCCAUUACAUAACAAUUUUCAAGUGCAUUUUGCUGAGUAUGCUUCUUGGCGAUAUCUUACUCUUUCUGGUGUUAUUGAGCACAGAUGCGUUCCAGGCUACUAAACUCAUUUUAGUUACCAGUAAUGUAAAGAUAAUAUGUGUAUUACACUAUAUUCAUGUAACCAUAGUAACUGGGGUCCAGGGUCCAGUUGUUAGAAAGCACAUUUGCUUGUAACAUUGUGGUGACAUGUUGUUUUAUCUACUUUAGUGUACCUAGAACGACAUGUCAACAGGAUGUUACUUCUAACAACUGGACCCAUGUUCUUUUUGACCUGUGUGUAAUCUGAUCCAAGUUGGGUUGGAUAAUUUAGGUUUGAUGGACUAAGAAGCUUUUCUAAAGUGUUUCUAUGAGUGUAGUAUUUAAUUAGAUUGUGGGAAGAAGUAGAAUGGGGAAUUGUUUGCCUUGCUAGCUCAAACCAAAAAAUUGUAGACUAAGAUUAUGCUGUGCCCUGCAGUCUGGUUCAAAUUACUUAAAGAACACAUUGUAAAGAACUGACAUUGUUGUGCUACUUGUGUUUUUAUGGAGAAUUUGCCAAAAAUUGGAGUGUUUCUCACUAAAUAAACAGCAUAAAGAUAUUCGAGAAAUUCUUCCGUUUGCAUGACUUACUGGAAUUGUUUGCAUCUCAUCAGCACGAAGCUGAAGUUUUAAAAAUAGCAAAGUAUUUUUGAGGACAUUGCCAUCAUGAGUUUGCAAGCCCAUCAUCAUUCAAAUCGAAAACUUCUGUGCUUUCUGCUGGGAGGAGCUUCUUUAGCGAUUCUGAACUCCCUUUUUUUAUGAUUCGUAAAACAUCAUUGUAAAAUUUCAUGAGUGAAAUCAUAAAUCUGUCUGCCGCAGACUAUCAUGAUUGUAAUUUGUUACAUGUCUUGCAAAAAUAAAGGUAUUUAAAGGAUAUGAUAACCACAAGCAAAUUUUGAGAGUUUAUCUGGUAGGCUUGUAGUUACAAUUACUGUCUUGUCCUCUGAGGUUGUUUUGACUUGAUUCUGAUCGAUUCAAGAUAAUCAAUCUGUGCAUUGUAAAAUUCAUCAGUUGCAAAUUGAAAUAUAUGUGGGUUUCAUACAAGAUGAGA
This is a messenger RNA of Lineus longissimus, 9227 nucleotides long. Its product is annotated as oxysterol-binding protein 1-like. The record is from RefSeq and is a predicted model, not a curated record. Gene Ontology annotation, molecular function: sterol binding. NCBI's taxonomy places the organism in Eukaryota, Metazoa, Nemertea, Pilidiophora, Heteronemertea, Lineidae. The transcript has 14 exons. Gene Ontology annotation, cellular component: perinuclear endoplasmic reticulum; plasma membrane; intracellular membrane-bounded organelle. Bases 67 to 2502 code for a protein of 811 amino acids.